Messenger RNA from Zychaea mexicana, 901 nucleotides. RefSeq names its product 3,4-dihydroxy-2-butanone 4-phosphate synthase. Lineage: Eukaryota; Fungi; Mucoromycota; Mucoromycetes; Mucorales; Lichtheimiaceae. Gene Ontology annotation, biological process: aerobic respiration; riboflavin biosynthetic process. Gene Ontology annotation, molecular function: 3,4-dihydroxy-2-butanone-4-phosphate synthase activity. The record is from RefSeq and is a predicted model, not a curated record. Gene Ontology annotation, cellular component: cytosol; mitochondrial intermembrane space. The transcript has 3 exons. Bases 36 to 689 code for a protein of 217 amino acids.
UUUCUUCCUUCUUUCGUGUCAAACAAAAGAACGACAUGGUUAAUAUGCCACAAAAGUGCGAAGAAUACGAAUUUAACUCGGUCGAGGAUGCCCUUAAAGAUUUUGCCGAAAACAAGUUUGUCAUUGUCAUGGACAGUGAAGACCGAGAAAACGAAGGCGAUCUGAUAAUUGCUGGUAAAGCAAUCACUACGGAACAAAUGGCUUUCUUGAUUCGGUACUCUAGUGGAUAUAUCUGUGUCCCAAUGACUGGAGAGCGUCUGGACGAACUCCAGCUGCCCUUGAUGGUGCCAAAGAACACAGAGCUGAUGAAAACAGCAUACACGGUUUCGGUCGAUUAUGUCCAUAAUACCAGUACUGGUAUUUCCGCUCAUGACCGUGCAACCACAGCCCGAAAAUUGGCCGAUCCUACGAGCAAGCCAGAGGACUUCUCUCGUCCUGGUCAUAUUCUGCCAUUGCGUGCGGUGGAUAAUGGCGUUUUGGAACGCUUUGGUCAUACUGAAGCAGGCGUUGAUCUGUGCAAAUUGGCAGGUCUCCCACCUGUCGCAUGCAUUGGCGAAUUGCUCAAGGAGGAUGAUCUAACUGGCGGAAUGGCGCGUCGUGACGAUUGCUUUGCGUUCGGCAAGAAGCAUGGCAUCAAAAUGGUCACUAUCAAGGAUUUGAUUGCGCAUAGAAAGCGUGUGGGUUUGUAAAGCAGGAGAAUCCCGACGUGUCUUCCCAACCAUACACAUAUGCUAAACAAUGAUCCAACUACCGACCCCUACAUUUUCAACGGUGUUUAUUUUCGUUUACAAUUAUUACUAUUAUUUCUCUUUUUUUUUGCUAUUGUUUUUCUCAUGUAAAUAGACCUUAAUGGCAUACCUUUUAAUAAAAGGCUGAUAAGCCUAUUAUUAAGUACACUAAA